Molecule: messenger RNA, 3399 nt
Organism: Schistocerca piceifrons (Central American locust)
Lineage: Eukaryota; Metazoa; Arthropoda; Insecta; Orthoptera; Acrididae
Gene: jim
Product: zinc finger and SCAN domain-containing protein 10
Exons: 4
Coding region: 238-3054 (938 amino acids)
Source: RefSeq, a predicted model, not a curated record
AGUGCUCUGCUGCUUCAACAAAUUCGUGGCCGCGGGAAGCCGUACUGCCACCGCAUAGAUGGCGAUUGCGUCCUCGUCGGCAGUACCGCCUGUUCACCUGUGUUAUUAUUUUCUAGUGCGACAAACAGUGCCCGGUAUUUUAAGGAAAACUGCACGUCGGGAAAAUUAAUAUGCAUCGACAGAUGGGUUCUAUAGCAACCAUGGAUUGUUAAUGUUUGCUGGUGAUGAAGAGCAGAUAUGGCAAUAAAUUUCUCGGCAUCAUUUGCUGCUUACUUAGCAGCAGGACUGAAGGUUCCCAGACAGUUUAUGUACUGUAUUGCUCAAGAUACUGGAGCAUUGUAUGUCCCAUAUAAAGAUGGUACUGACAGGCAACAAGCCCAAGCUGGACAGUGGGCUACAGGUCCACUGCAAGAUGGAACUGGUGGCUACCAUCCACAGCAACAAGGUGGUUCAUCAGCUUCAGGAAGUCCUCAGCAGUCGUGUGGGGAUCCUGAGACUGUGGCACCUCCACCACCACCAACACAGCCCCCACAACAACAGCAACAAGGCACAAUGACAUCGCCUGUCCCCUCCCCGUAUCCACCACCACAGGAUGCUACAGCACCACCACAACAGACACCUGUAGAGGAUGAUCCUCAGCAACAUUCCCCAACACAGCAGCAGCAAGGGACACCACAGCAGCAGCAGACACAGCCUCAGCCACAGCAACCCCCAGCAUCACAGCAGCCAGCUCCUCCACAACAGCAGCAGCAGCAUCAAGCUGAUGUUGAACAGCAGCAGCAACAACAACAACAGCAGCAACAGAGAGUUGUUACAGCAGCACAGUGUUUCCCACAAGAGUUACAGCAACAGCAGCAGCAACAACAACAGCAGCAGCAGCACCAAGUUGAUGUUGAGCAACAGCAGAGGGUGGCUGCUGCAGUAGCAGCUGCUCAAUGUUUUCCUCCAGCAGAUAUGCAACAGCAGCAUCAACAACAGCAGCAGCAGCAACAGCAACAUCUGGCAUAUGCGACACAACAUUACUUCAAGGAUCAGCGUCACACACCAGGAAUGCCACCACAUGUGCUCACGCCGAGUGGCUUUACUGCCCUUCAUUACUUGAAGCAACCGGGAGUGAUGUUAACUUCACUUGGUACAAUGGGCAUGGGAGAUGGAAGUGGUGUAGGUCUGGGGACGAGCAUCACUGACGGGACAGGUGUGGGUGUCGGUGCAGUUGCAUACCCGAAUGUUCAGGUAGAUGUGCGCUCACUGCCUGAUAUCAUCCAGCAGCAACAGCAAGCCCAGCAUCAAGCACAACAACAACAGGCUCAAGGUCCGGGAACAGGAAAACCGGGGCGGGGAGGCAACGGUUCGGGCUCAGAGCUCAGGCUUUUCAAGUGUCUUACGUGUGGCAAGGACUUCAAGCAGAAAUCAACACUGUUGCAGCACGAACGUAUCCAUACUGACAGCCGCCCUUACGGUUGCCCCGAAUGUGGAAAGCGGUUCCGACAACAGUCCCAUCUGACACAGCACCUACGCAUCCACGCCAAUGAGAAGCCUUACGCCUGCGCAUACUGCGAGCGCUCCUUCCGGCAACGUGCCAUCCUCAACCAGCACCUGCGCAUCCAUUCGGGUGAGAAGCCUUACCGGUGCCCGCAGUGCGGCAAGCACUUCCGCCAGAAGGCCAUCCUCAACCAGCACGUCCGCACACACCAAGAUGUGAGUCCUCAUUUGGUGUUCAAGAAUGGUAUGACGCCUACCCUGUGGCCUCAAGAUGUGCCAUACCCACCUGAUGCUGAGAAGGAUGAUGCAGCUUCUACAUUUGGGAAUCCUGAAGACGGCAGUGUGCCACCGGACCAGGCUCGUAGCAAUGGGCAGUGUUUUUCUCCUGACAGUGCUGGCAAUGUGCAACAAUAUCAAGCAUAUUUCAAGGAUGCCAAGGGUAUGAACCAUUCAGUGUUUGGAAAUGGGGGUCCUGCAAACUUUGGGGCGCUUCAGUACUUAAAACAGGGUCAGGUAAAGCCUGGUGGACUGCUGCCCGAUGUAAUACAGCACGGGAGAAGUGCAGGGAUGCCCCUUUAUGUGCGCUGUCCUAUUUGCCAAAAGGAGUUCAAGCAGAAAUCGACAUUGCUGCAACACGGUUGCAUCCAUAUAGAGUCCAGGCCAUAUCCGUGCCCAGAGUGUGGUAAGCGGUUUCGACAACAAUCUCACCUCACACAACAUCUUCGAAUACAUACAAAUGAGAAGCCUUACGGCUGUGUAUACUGUGGUCGAAAUUUCAGGCAGCGGACGAUCCUCAAUCAGCAUAUUCGUAUUCACACAGGUGAGAAACCAUAUAAAUGUGGACAAUGUGGAAAAGACUUCCGCCAGAAGGCCAUUCUCGAUCAGCACACUCGUACACAUCAAGGUGAUAGGCCGUUCUGCUGUCCGAUGCCUAACUGCAGGCGGCGCUUUGCGACGGAGCCAGAAGUGAAGAAGCACAUAGACAACCACAUGAAUCCACAUGCUGCAAAAUCUAGACGUGCUAACACGGCGGGUGUUGGUGUUCUGGAAGCAAAACAUCAUCCCGGAGCCACAGUACUGGGAGGUGAAAGGGGUCCUCCAACUCUGCUGACACGGGGCAUUCCACCCACAGCUGUAGUGAAGCCCGAACUGUAUUUCCCACAGUGUUACGCACCUACAUUCAAUCAUCAGCCACCACCGCCCCCUCCUCCGCCUCCACCUAAUGCCCAGUUUGCCACACCACAGGGUGCCAGUGGUAGCAUAAGUGGUGGGAGCAUUAAUGGUGCUACAAUCAAUGGUAACACUAUUAAUGGAAACAGUAUUAAUGGUACUACGAUCAAUGCAAAUGCCAUCAAUGGUAAUACCAUUGGGGCUGCUAGUAAUCUCAGCAAUCUCAGUGGGAGCAAUCUCAGUGGAGGCAGCAUCACUGCCGGUAGUCUAAAUGGCGGUGGCAUUAAUGGUGCCAGUAGCAGCAACAAUAGCACAAAUAAUAAUCAGAGUCCUGUGAUGAAUUCACCUGCCCCUGAGUACAAGUCUGUGCCCCCACAAACAUCCAGUCUGCCGGCCCAGUGACUAGCGGCUGCCCUUCUCUAGCCAUCGGGACCCGGCACGCUGCCACAUUUUGCUGGUAGUGCUGCCGGACCCAUCAAGCAUGAGCCUUGUUGGGAGAUGUCCCCCUGUGCUGAGAAUGGGCAGGGAUACUAUGAAGUUAUACACUCUGUAUGAACUGCUCAGUGAACAUUUCACUGUAAAAACUGUUUGACUGAACUUUGGUUGUGAUACAACCAAUAAAAUGUGUUUGGGAGUCAAUUAGUCCCACUGUACAAAAAAUGACAGCUUGAUUGACAUCGUUAUAAAUGCCGGUUACUGACCAGUCCUAGACUGAUGAUAUAGUAUGUGAUAGAUAUUAUUUGAAAA